UUCCCGACACAGUAGGACAAAGGAAAUGUUUAAAUCUAGAUAGGAUGAAGGGGUAAAAAUGGUAUUAUCGAAAAGUUGUUCCUGGUGCCAAGAACUUUUGUGUUGUUCUCAUGUCUAAGUCUAAUCGAUCCAAGGAUGAUGAGGCCAGAAUGUCUGGCUGCUGCUUCCCUGUAAACCUUGAUCGAUCCAUGAAGAGUGGUCUUAGCUUCAAGAAGAAUUCAUCCGGUUCUUUCAAAGGAGAGUCCCAAGAGAAGAGGCCACUGGUUGUUUGCUUUGGGGAAAUGUUGAUUGACUUUGUACCAACUGUUGGAGGAGUUUCUCUUUCAGAAUCACCUGCUUUUAAGAAAGCCCCUGGUGGGGCUCCUGCUAAUGUUGCUGUAGGGAUAUCAAGAUUAGGGGGCUCAUCUGCUUUUAUUGGCAAGGUGGGUGAAGAUGAAUUUGGGUUCAUGCUGGCUGACAUUCUGAAACAAAAUAAUGUUGAUAGUUCUGGCAUGCGGUUUGAUCGAAACGCAAGGACUGCACUGGCAUUUGUUACCUUGAGAGAUGAUGGUGAGCGGGAAUUCAUGUUUUUUCGUAAUCCAAGCGCUGAUAUGCUUCUUCGCGAAUCAGAGCUUGAUGCAAACCUCAUUAAGAAGGCAAGUAUUUUUCACUAUGGUUCAAUUAGUCUGAUUGAGGAGCCAUGUAAGUCAGCACAUCUUGCUGCAAUGAACAUUGCUAGAAAGUCUGGUAGCAUCCUCUCUUAUGACCCAAACUUGAGAUUGCCACUAUGGCCAUCACCAGAGACUGCUCGAAAAACCAUCAUGAGUAUAUGGAACCAGGCUGACCUUAUUAAGAUUAGUGAGGAGGAGAUCACAUUUCUGACUGGAGGUGAUGAUCCUAAUGAUGAUAAUGUGGUGUUGAAGAAGCUUUACCACUCAAAUCUUAAGCUUUUGGUAGUGACUGAAGGGUCUAAUGGCUGCAGAUACUACACUAAGGAAUUUAAAGGCAGGGUUACUGGUGUUAAAGUGAAGGCAGUAGAUACUACUGGUGCAGGAGACGCUUUUGUUGGUGGGAUACUGAACAGUUUGGCUGCCGACCUAAACCUGUACAAGAAUGAAGAGAAAUUGAGGGAAGCUCUCCUGUUUGCAAAUGCCUGCGGGGCUAUAACAGUGACUGAAAGAGGAGCAAUUCCUGCACUUCCAACGAAAGAAGCAGUCCUCCAAAUUUUGCCUAAAGCCAAUGCUUGAUAAGAUAGUAAUCAUCCUGAUGAUCAUGUAUUUGCUUGAAUAUAAAUCAAUCAUACAGAAUUAAUUGGGUUUCCACUUACCAUACUGAACUAACAAAGUUACUGAUUUGCUCCCUUUUCUUCCCAUGCUAGUGUAUACAGUUGUAUGUUAGAGAUAACAUCGGUGUUUUUGAACAAGCCACAUAAUAUGUGGAACCCAUGAGAUGAUUGGAUUCAACAGCUUGAAGCCUUGAAGAUUAGGUUCUUUUUUCAUUCUGUAUCACAUAUCCCUCCAGCAGUCUCUACACUGUAACCAUCUUCAAUCAAAUUUAUUGUAACCCUCACCAGGCUGGCUUUGAUAGCUUGGUAUUAUCUUUAGAAAGGAAAAUUACUACUGUCACAUUCUGAACAUACUUUUCUUAGGGUUGUUGUAUGCAA
Messenger RNA from Vitis riparia (riverbank grape), 1642 nucleotides. RefSeq names its product probable fructokinase-7. Gene Ontology annotation, cellular component: cytosol. Gene Ontology annotation, biological process: fructose metabolic process. Gene Ontology annotation, molecular function: fructokinase activity. Lineage: Eukaryota; Viridiplantae; Streptophyta; Magnoliopsida; Vitales; Vitaceae. The record is from RefSeq and is a predicted model, not a curated record. The coding region runs from base 111 to 1226 and encodes 371 amino acids. The transcript is spliced from 7 exons.